CGUUAAGGUCUCCGUCGCAAGUCUUCCCUCGGAAGAAGCCUCUCUCGUUCACCGCUUCCGUUUGCUGCUUAUAAGAGGCGGCAGUUUGGUCUCCAUCCGAUAAUCCAACAAUGGAGCCGGCCGAAUCUUCUCGCAGCAAAGAAGACUCCGACAUCUGGGCCAAACUAGUGCCCACUGAUUCCACGUAUCCCCCGAUAGAGAUAAGAUCGCGGGAGGCCGUCAUAUGUUCGGAGAUUACGAGCUCGUCGAUUGAGAAGCAUCCAUGGUGCGAGAUAAAGUGGAAUCCGGACAAAGAUUCGGCGAUGAUUAGAAACUUGAGUUCAAAUGUAAUCAUCAUUGAUGGGAAAGUUGUUGGAGAAGAAACAGUGAACAUUAUAAGUGGCAGUGAAAUCACUUCAGGACCUGAUAGAGAAGUAUUCUUGACCUAUGUUUUUGAGGCAAUGCCUUCUCACAGAAACAAUGAAAAAAUAAUAGAGAUAUCAUUAGAUGUCGAGCAUGCAAAAUGCAGCAUAUGCUUAAACAUAUGGCAUGAUGUUGUGACAGUUGCUCCUUGUCUCCACAACUUCUGUAAUGGGUGCUUCUCAGAAUGGUUAAGAAGGUCAUCUACCAAGUUCAACAAUAGAGCACAAAGUGUUGUAUGUCCACAAUGCAGAGCAGUUGUAUUUUCAGUUGGAAGAAAUCAUUUUUUGCAUAAUAUUGAAGAGGCUAUCUUGCAAACAUUUUCAUCUCUAAAACGUUCCGAUGAAGAAAUUGCUUUAUUGAAUACUUAUGCUUCAAUUAAGUCUAAUAUUGUUGUGGGCAUGCACACAUCUAGAAAGAGGCCACACUCACUUUCUAAUGAUGACAGCAACGAAAUUGCGCUUCCAUGUCCUCAAUGUGGAAAUGAACUUGGUGGAUUUAGAUGCAACAGAACUACCACUCACUUGCACUGUCAAGGAUGUGGUGGAAUGAUGCCUUUUAGAUCUGAUUCUGUUGUACCACAAAAGUGCUUAGGAUGCGAUAGAGCAUUCUGUGGGGCUUACUGGGAUGCUCAAGGUGUAGAUGCAAGGGAAUUCAACAUGAUUUGCCAUCACGAAACAUUCAAACCUGUCUCAGAGCGUACAAUUUCAAGAAUUCCUGAGUUGGUCCACCAGAAUAAUCAAUUUGAAAGAGAUAUCACAGAAAGGUGUAUACAGCGAACAGGGAAGACACUGCAGGCUGUCAUCUCAGAUUGGAUCAUAAAGUUUGACAAUAAAGAACUUGAUAGAACAAACCUGCAAUUGAAUCAUGUGGAGAUGAUCACUCCCAUGACACACCUUUGCAAUGAUUGUUAUAACAAAUUGGUUGAUUAUCUGUUAUACUGGUUUCGCGUGUCAUUGCCUAGUCAUCUUCUCCCACCUGAUGCGUCGAACAGGGAUAACUGCUGGUAUGGUAAUCUCUGUCGUACCCAACAACACAAUGAAGAACAUGCCAGGAAGAGAAACCAUGUUUGUCGCCCAACUAGGGGGAACAUAAAUAUGUAACAUCUUCUAUAUUUAUAUAAUUAUUCUCAAGGCAAUCUACCAAAAAUCGUGCAGGUACUGUGAAGUCUUUUCCUUUGUUGUAUCUAUUGUUAGUUUUGAUGUAUUUUGCUAACUGAUAUACUAUUAGUUAUCUAUCCAUGAGAUGUUUAUACAA
Musa acuminata subsp. malaccensis (wild Malaysian banana) is the source of this 1656-nucleotide messenger RNA. RefSeq lists its product as uncharacterized. Gene Ontology annotation, cellular component: nucleus. Gene Ontology annotation, biological process: protein ubiquitination; mitotic cell cycle checkpoint signaling; ubiquitin-dependent protein catabolic process. NCBI's taxonomy places the organism in Eukaryota, Viridiplantae, Streptophyta, Magnoliopsida, Zingiberales, Musaceae. Gene Ontology annotation, molecular function: metal ion binding; ubiquitin-protein transferase activity. The record is from RefSeq and is a predicted model, not a curated record.